CAGACAUUUUUAUUUGCAGUUUUACUCACGCUCGUGAUACGAAACUUAACGAAUUGGUUGGCUUAUAAACGGAGUAAAUUAUCGCUGUAUAAAUUGUAAGUCUUUGAUAAUUAUCGAACAUGACAUAAAAGCUAGAUACUGUACAGACAGAUCGAAGUAUACAUGUAUGGUAAAUAUUUAUAAUAUAUAUCACAGAUACUCAAAUUAUAUACUAAUAAAAGGUACGCGAUUGGUAUAUAUUUCUUGUCUAUAUUUAAUCCUUAUACUCAAAUUUCUGCAAGAUAAAUAUGGUACUGUACAUAUCUAGCAUGCACCAGUAAUCAGUAUGGAAUGAAGGCGAUGUGCAUGACACAUUUGCUAUGGAGUCAUUGUGUGAGUAACUGAGUUUGUCUCAUUGACUGAAUUAAGACCUAUAGUUUUUGUUUGUUAUCAGAAAGAAAAACACUUGCUUAACCCAAUUUAUACUAUCCACUAUGACAUAUAAACAAUUAAAUAAAUGGUAAAUAAAGCCUAAUUAGCGGAAUUACAAGAUUACAAGAUAGUGAUGCAUGACAACUUCACCCAUUUUUCCUUAGAGAAUCAUUUAUAGCGAAACGAUUGGGGAGGGGGGCAAUUUAUGACAUCAAUAUAUUGCUGGGUGAGUGCUGCGCACCCAAGGCUUGAGCCCGCUAAGGGGGGGGGGGGGCAUGCCCCUGUGAAAAGCUGAGCUCUUUCAGAGCCCUGUAAAUGGAAUAAAAUUAAUGCUAGCUAUAAUAAAAAAUGGUAUGUGGGAAUUAGUUAGAAAAACAAUAAACAAGACACUGAAAGAAUAAUAAACUGUGCUUGCAUACAUACAUAGCAUUAGAAAAAUUCUUCCUUUUAUAAUGUCUAGUUUAUGAAAGUGUUUAGAAUAUGUGCCAUUUGUGUAAGUUGAACGUUGUAUUGUACACCUCGGCCCACAUUUACCAAUGCAUUUGAAAAUCUCUUUACCCCACCUCCACCCACCAGUCUACCCAGCUGUGGCUAUACCUCUGAUGUGUGGUGCACAGAAAUAAAACUGUGUAUGUUAACAUUCCAUACUCAGUCCAGAUGGUCCAUGCAUCAGCUAUCUGCUUAGUUGACAUGUGUAUUUUGCAGAAUUAAGUUACUGCAUGGAACUUGUACAUCAACCUCGUACCCAGGGUAUUUGCUCUUGGGGAGCAAAAUACCCUGGUAUGGCUUGGUCACGUGCCCCGCAGAUUUUGCGUAAAAUGGCGUAUUGUUUAAGAGCAAAUACCUGGGUACGAGGUUGUACAUUAAAAUUCAAUCUCGUUCCCCGAGCCUGCGAUCCUCGGGAAGGAAUCGAAGGCUCUGGGAUAAUCUGUUACCGGAAGCCAAGAAUCAUGGCUAAGAUUGAACUAUGCAUUCCAUAUCAAUGGCCAAUCAGAUUCCUCCCUGAAACGGAUUAUCCCAGAGCCUUCGAUUCCUUCCCGAGGAUCGCAGGCUCGGGGAACGAGAUUGAUUAAAAUUUAAAAGCGUACGUGAUAUAAUUACUAGGAGUGACAAUGUAUAUUCACUCCCCCAACCCUAGUAAACAAUACGUCAUUUUACACAAAAUCCGCGGGUCACGUGACCAGGCCAAUUUACCUGGGUAUUUCGCUUCCCAAGAGCAAAUACCCUCAGGGUACAAGGUUGCUUGUACAUAACUUUCCAGCUAGUCCACUACACACAGGCUAAAAUAGCCUCAACUUCAUUUGUUCUAAAUGUUCUAUACUGUUGCAGCAUUUUUUAAAUGCCGGUAAGGGUGUUAUUCAGAGAUUACGUAUGACACUGGAUGACAAGUUAUUGACAUCACCCGCAGCAAACGCCCAUGAGGUAGUGAUGCCCUGGCCAGUAAUUUGGCAUACUGUACGUAUUUCCUCGAUUAAAUGCUGCCCUCGAAUAAAUGCUGCCCUUGAAUAAACGCCGUCCUCGUAAGACAGUGCACAUUAGGGCGCUUUAGUAUAGUUUUUGCGUUUUGUAAUGAAUUUGGUUUUUGUUGAAUUCAAAACGCUGUGCGGUGUCUAAAGUGCACAUGACAUGAAUUUUGUUGCCUUAAUUUUAUUGCUUUACUAGAAAGUACCCUUCAAAUGGUGAAGAAUGGGGGUUACAGUUUUCUCAUGUCUUAUCUCAAUCCAGAGUUAUUACAGUUUUUGUAAUUUGGGCUAUGACGUCAUAAAGUUGUGCGAAAGUUUGCAAGAAAAACUGAAAGUGGAACAUGUCAAAGAGGAUUAAUAGGAAAAGAAAUGAAAGUUAAUAUACACAGUUGUUGAGUGCAGUCACACAUACAUUUUGGUAUGUUUGUGUGGUUGUCAAGGCAACUCACUAGUUCCCAGUCUCUGUGUAUUAAGUCACUCGGUUCCUGCUGUUUACUGGCAAAGAAAAGCGCCUGUUUCACAGUUUUUCAUUGACAAGUGCUAAAAUGUUCCUAUAAAGAACAUAAGCAAUGAAAACAAUAGAAAUAUAAAACUAAGUUUGUGCAAGAAAGGGGACUGGAAAUUAGGGCGUUGUCUUGACAACCUCAUAAACAUUCCAAAAUGUAUGUGUGACUGCACUCAACUACUGUGCAAAGUUUCAUUUCAUUUGCUCAAAUCCUCUUGGAGAUAUUGCACUUUAAGUUUUUCUUGCAACUUUUAGCACAGCUUAUGACGACAUAGCUCAAAUUACAAAACCUGUAAUAACUCUGGAUUGAGAUAAGAUAUGAAAAAACUGUAACCACCAUUCUUCAUCACUUGAAGGAUACUUUCUAGUAAAGCAGUAAAAUUAAUUAUAAAGCAAAAAAUUCAUGUCAUGUGCACUUUAAUUUAAUCGAGUAAAUACUGUAUGGUCUAAAUAUGGCCUGGACAAUUAGUAUAUUGUUCAACAUAAUGGCUCCCUAGAGUGCCGGCCAUCUCUUUGUGCGGUUGCUAAACGAAUAUGAUAUUCUGGAUUUACGCUUCGUAUUUUUUAAAAUUAGCUAGUGUAUCUAUUCUAAUCAAAUUGCCGCUUGGUGCAAACAUGCGCCCAGUGGAAGCCAGGUUAACCCAAUGUACUGUUACAACUGUAUUGUUAUUGUAUGGCAUGGCGAUUCAUCUGCAAAAUGCAGCAUUUUGAUUGGUCCUUGAGCUGUCGGUAAGCUGCAGUACGCACCGCUCACUGAUCCCAUAGUAUGAACCGCUAAGAAGGACUGCUCGCGAACCUCAAAAAUUUAAAUGGCUAUUUUCGCAGUAGAAGACUAUAACUAUGUGACCAUGGUAAGUUCUAAUAGGAAUAAGUGUAAUAACUAACUAUUCUACCCUGUUAAGAACUCAAGACAUCGCAAUGAAUGUUGACGAGAAAAUUCAUUUUAAUGGUUACAAAGUGGAUAGUGAAGUGUGCUAUGCCUACUUUCCCAAUGACCAAGUCAGUGUGACAAAUACAAUUUCUCACAGUAAUGUUCAAAUUGUCGAAAACGGUUGUAAUGACAACGAGUUUGAAGAAAUCGACAGUGAAUGUCAAUGUGAUGUUGUCCAUUACAAUGAACAUGAUGGUGAUAGUGAUGACUUAUAUGGUUAUAAUGAUAACGAUUUUGAAGGCGGUGACAGUCCAUCCCAAAAUGAAGUUGCCACCUACAACAAACAUGACGGUGAAAGUGGUGAUGAUUUUAGUAAGGAUCAUUAUAAACGUAAUCAUGAUUAUGAUGGUAAUGAGUUUGUUAAUAAUCCUGAUUGUGACGAUACUUUUUGUCAUGAUGAUGAGGACGAUGACGAUAACGUUGGUGAUGAGGAGGAUGAUUCUGACGACGAAGAUAUUGGUUAUUGUGCUACGAAAACUGGACAAGACGAUGAUAGGGACGAUGGUCUUGUGUACUAUCAAUGCAACGAGUUUAAUGAGAAUACAACUGCCACUGUCAGAUAUUGUGAUUCUUGUGAAGAUAGUGGUAACAAAGGAUAUAAUGGUAAUUCCGCUAGUGAAUAUUUUACCUGUGCAGACGAUGAUGACGUCGUCGAUCAUGAUAUACUUGAGCAUGGUGAUGGACGAGUAAAAAAAUAUAUGGACAGUCACGGCAGGGUACCAAAAUUAUAUUCCUCUGUUCAGUUAACCAAAUGCAAUGAUUUGUGCAGUACAAAACAAUACGAAAACGUUAUGAACACGUUGGAAGAAUUUCAAAUACAGAGCGAGUGGGAAGAACACAAACGCCUUACGUCUGGUUUACAAAGACGCGAAAUCAAUAUUGAUUUAAAAAUUGUUUUGUUUCUUGAGCAAGGAAUGGCUGAAAUUCUGCAGAAGCAUUUUUCACUGGGCAAGAAAUUGUUUCGGCAGGCUUUACGGUUGUGCUCACAAAGUAAGAACUUAUGCCUUCUACAAGGACGUGCGCUGAUGUUCCUUGGCAAUGCAUACAGGAAAGAAGGACCAAUCAAAUAUGGCAAAGCAUUUAAUUGCUUAACAUUGGCACAACAGAACUUGUUCCUUGUCGAAUCCAAGGAGGAUAAAGCCGAAUUGAAUUAUUUCCUUGGGGUGUUAUAUUUGAAUAUGUUGAGUAUUUCUAUACAUGAACCGAGUCAAAGAUCCCGAGACAGAAUUGAGAAGCAUUACCAAGCUGUAUAUGAUUAUGCAAUGGCCGAGUCCGCAUCUCGCGUCCGGGAAAAAAUUCAAAAGAUUUUUCCACUUGGUAUGGCUAAUUUUUUACUUGAUGGUCAGACGGAGUUGGCCAGAUCUCGGGUUGUACCAGAGACGAAAUUGAAGAAGGCUGAGGAUUGCUUGAUAUAUUUCGCUCAUCGUUUUCCAUUUGAUGAACAACCGGUAAGCAUGCAAACAGAUUACUGCAAGUCUAUGUCUGAUUUGGAAUAUCGAAGAGGACAUUUUCACACAUCCCAGGUAAGUUGGUACAUCAUCUUUUUUAAAUGCAGUAUUGGAGAAUACCCUCACUUUUCCAAUAUGGGGAUCCCCCCACAAAUACAUUGCUCAAAAAUAAUUUUAGUUAAAAGAGUAUUUCCUGAAUGUCCAAACCAAGAUUUUUACUGUAAUGUCACAGAUCCUAAUCAUUAAAACAAUGUAGACGUUUCACAUUUGUCACCAAUGCAGUGCAUUGAUGGAACGAAACUUGCCAGCCUAGACGUAGGCCUUCUAUUUUUAUUAUUUUUUUUAAUAUUCAGCGCUUUUUCACAUGAAAAGACUGGGAAUGCUAGCCGAAAAUUGACCAAACCUGCCAAAGAUACCUGCCAAAGCCAGCCGAGUAAAGGCCUAGGUCUAGGCUGGAAAUUUGCUUCACUUACUGCCAGCAAGAACAGUCCUGUAAGAUAAGCUACCUUUGGUUAUGUCUGUCUCUCCACGAUGUUUCGAAGUAAGCCUUCAUGAGGAAUUUAGUAGUGUCUACAUUAAGUAUACAUACAUACCUCCUCACCUGUGGAAUGUAAUUUAAUUCGUAGUAGUAGCUGGAUUCUGAUAUUUGGAACACAAUCAUGCAUAUAUGCACAAUGAAAUUUUAAUUAUUUCUCCCAAUUUAUUUUUUUUCUAGGAAUUUCUGGGAAAAGGUCUUAAAAUAGCCGAGAUGCAUGGGUAUCACUUAGAAGUUCAAUCACUUGAGAAAAGAUUAUUAAUGUUGGAGAGAUGUUUUCCUCGUGUAUCCGUGUGCUUCCCUCUAGAUGAUACCGCUAACCUUGCUGAUCAGAGUUCCACGGCUGACUCCGAGGUAAAUGUCUUCAUCUCUGGAAGUGAAUGACAAAUAAUAUUAAACAUAAUUAACUGGUAAAUAAUUGGAUCUGAAAUAGCCUCUUCCGCAGACAACGCCUUAAAUGAGCGGGUACAGUUUCAGUGCUUGCAAGAAAUUCUAAACUGAUGCAGCUACAGUAAUUCAGCUGACCCAUAAAACAGGUGUGAUGUCAGAUGCUUUCGCUCUUUCGCUCACAACAUCGUUCCUUAUAUUAUAUUGUCUGCACACAUGCAAAUUUUGUGUUUUUUUCAGGACGCCCAUGUGUUUGAUGUACGCACAUCUGUUUUAGGCUCGCAUACAUUGGUCUACUACGCAUGUCAGGCUGUGGAAAUAAUAAAAAAACAGUAUUUUAUUGAGGUGUUAACGCCAAUAUUUGUCUUGAAAAAUCAAGACAACCAGGGAAGGAAAGUUUUAUUUUCAUAUUUUGGCAUUAAUAUGAAAGAAAACAGGGGCCAAAAUUCACAAGAGAACUUCAAAUGUUAUUGAUUUUCACGGAAAAUGUUUUAUUUUUGUAUAUUAACUAUGCCUGCGCCAAGCAGUCUAGA
Molecule: messenger RNA, 6213 nt
Organism: Paramuricea clavata
Lineage: Eukaryota; Metazoa; Cnidaria; Anthozoa; Malacalcyonacea; Plexauridae
Source: the annotation of a GenBank genome assembly